AUGGCCGCCAGGAUUUUGACCCAAACGCUCGGCUUUUUCCUCCUCUUUGCGGCCGCAUUUGCAUCAAUGGUCCCCACACCGUGGAUCAGCUUCGCAUACGCCACAACGAAAAAAUCGUUCCUGAUGAUGGCCGUGCCGGAGGAAGGCGAUUUUUGCUAUCAGGUUGAACGGCCAACAUUCGACAACGCGACGAUCCGGAAUGCUUUC
Mesorhabditis spiculigera is the source of this 207-nucleotide messenger RNA. Lineage: Eukaryota; Metazoa; Nematoda; Chromadorea; Rhabditida; Rhabditidae. The record is from the annotation of a GenBank genome assembly.